CUUUUCGCCACUGCCUUCCUCGCAGGGAUUUCUCGUGCUUAUAUCGAAGACAAGACAUGAAUUGACCUGGUACCAAAGCUGGUGGAGCUGUCUCUUCUGGAUCAUCACGCAAAUCGUUUCCGUGGGCAUGCGAUUCCGAUCCGGGCCCUACAUUUAGAUUAAGUGCCGAAGCCGAGAGCCUCGAAACUCACAACACCAACGAGGGCACGUUCAUCGCUACUUCCCUGUUUGUGACGACAACAGGUCCAGGAACUUCUUCCAAAUAGCUAGGCAUCCCCAUGUCUUUCUCAUCCAAACCGCGAGACUCAAAUCUUGCGAGUAUGCAUGCCGUAAGCCCUGCAAAGGAAUUCCCUUCCUCACACAUCACGAAGACUGCACGACAGGGAAUAUUGUUCGAAUCGAAUACUGGAGAUUCACAUCUGGAUGAGCAUUUGGGAUACAUUAGGAAUGCAGAUUGGGCCUCGACAUCUCUUGGACCUUUAGAGUCAUGGCCUCAGGAUCUCAUACAGCUUUGUCAGAUUUCUCUACUCGACCCAAACCCGCGUUCCCUCAUUCUCGGACCAGACCGUAUACUGUUUUACAAUGAGGCAUAUUCAGAGCUCUGCGGGGACAGGCAUCCUCACGCCUUGGGACAAAACGUCAUUGAGGCGUGGGGCGAGGUGGCUCAGGAUCUCAUCUCCGGGCCUUUGGAGACUGCGGAGCGCACAGGGCGACGAGUUCAGGUGGAAGACCAGCCACUGGUGUAUCUACGUAAUGGAUUUCUCGAACGGGUCUAUGUUCGUUGGACCAUUGUCCCACUAGCUGGAUACGCACAAGGCGUCUACGUGUCUUUAACGGAUUCGACGGAGACAAUGCUAGCAGAGAAGAGACGAGCUGCCAUUCGAGCCCUCAAUACUGCUUGGAACGGUGUCCAGGACCCUCUCACAUUUUGGCAAAGCAUUCCGCAAAGCUUAGCCUUGGAUCCGUUUCUCUUUCCUUUUGCCUUUCUAUACACUGCAAGCUCAGAUCCAGACUCAGAGUAUUGCAUUGAUACAUCUCCGGAACCAACCCAAACGAUGCGGUUCAAGCUAGAAGGAGCAGUCGGGAGUUCAGAGAUCACCUCGCACUUACCCGGCGAGCUGGAUCCUGGUCACUUCGAGCUUUUAUCGGAUCUUUCAGAUCCGAUACUUUUCCGAUCUAACGAAACUCCCAAGCCCACAUGGUCGCUGUCAGCGCAAGACUGUAUACUGUGUCCAAUAAGUUCAAACAGGUCACAAAAAGUCAUCGCAUACCUGUUCCUCGGAAUCGAUCCAAAACGGCCAUAUAACGACGCAUAUCGGGAAUGGAUGAAUGAAUUUACUCGAUGUCUAAGCAACGCUGUGACCUCUGCUCUACAAUCAGAGGAGCAAGCACGCAAUCAACGUCGCCGGGCAGCUGCAGUCGCCUCAGAACAACACCUCCUUGUUACCGCACUCGCAGAUCGCGACAAAGAAGUAGUGGCUGUGAAUGAGGAACUUCAACGUACCCUUGAAGUCGUGGAUAUGGCCAAUGUCGGAGUAUUCAAUUACGAUCUUGAAGGCCGUCUGAUAUAUGCCAAUGACGCCUUUUGCAAGAUGACAGCCUGUCCACCCGAAAUGAUGCAUGGAAAGGAACUGGUUUUUCUGGAUCUGACUUAUCCCGAGGACACCGAGUAUCUCAUGCCGAAAUGGAAAUGUGCAACUAGCGGACGAUCUUGCACUUUUGAAAUGAGAUACAGGGGUCCCAAAAAUGAAGGCCUCUGGGUAUUGGCUGCGGUGGUACCAGUACUUAAAGAUGGUAUUGUCACAAGCGUAUCUGGAUGUGUCACUAACAUCCAAGACACCAAAUUACGGGAAACAGAAUCUGCACAGCGUUUGCAAGCCCUCGAAAGAGCCAAAGCGUGGGAGCAACGAUUUGCGAAUUUCGCAGAAUUAGCGCCCGUCGCCAUAUUUUUUGGAUCUCAGAGCCAUCACCAUCUUUCUUACUGCAACCGCGCAUGGUUCGAAAUAACCGGUCACCCGGUGGUAGCCUUUGAGCAGAUCGAUUGGUCGAUGAUAGUCUACGAAGAGGAUCUUGAGCUCGUCCGAAGUAUGUGGACAGAGGUCAUUGCUGCUAACAAAGCAGUGAGUACUCAGUUCAGACUUCGACGCAGGUGGUCGGAUGGAAAUGGAGUGGUCAUCGGCCCUGUGUGGGUGACUGCAUCAGUGCUACCUGAAUACAAAGAAGACGGGUCCAUCAAAGGCAUCAUCGGCACUAUGCUCGACAUUUCAGCUUUGAAAUUCGCAGAGACGGUGCAACACAUGAAGGCGCAAGAAGCUUUGGAAGCCAAGCGUCAAUCGUCAAACUUCAUCGACAUGGUAUCGCACGAAAUCCGCAACCCUCUCUCCGCAGUGUUUCACUGCGCGGACGCUGCUCAAGACACAUUGGCCGAUAUGUUAGACCUCGCGAGUCGUCUAGCUUCUGCCCCAAAAUCAGAAUCUGGAAACCAGCUUCGAGAACUCAUCGCUAACGCUGUCGAUUCCAUCAAUACUAUCAUAUCCUGCACUCAGCAUCAAAAAGGAAUUGUCGAUGAUAUCUUGGUGCUGUCAAAGCUUGACUCAAAUCUUCUUCAGAUCACACCCUCUGCCGUCAAAGUAACGGCUCUGCUACGCGAUGUUGAAAAGAUGUUCGAAGCCGAGGCCCAAAGGAGCAAUGUACAAUUACAAACGCAAGCACACCCGUCUCUCGUGGAACUGAACGUCAGCUGGGCCAUGCUAGAUCCUGGUCGAGUUCAACAGGUCCUGAUCAACCUUCUGACGAAUGCAAUCAAGUUUUGCAAGAAGAAACAACUCAGAAAGGUCACCAUACGCGCUGGUGCAUCCAGGAUUCGCCCUUCGGAGAACGUGCUCCCAGAUAUUGACUUCGUGGUCGCACACUCAUUGCACGACUCGGUCUACGACUCCGCCGAGUUUGAAUCACAUAGUUUCUAUCUCUGGUUUACUGUCGAGGACACUGGACGCGGCAUGAGCGCGGAGGAGAAAACACGUAUCUUUGCUCGAUUCUCGCAAGGCUCGGCUCGCACGGAAACUGAAUAUGGCGGCUCUGGUCUUGGUUUGUUCAUCUCGCGCGAGCUCUCGGAGUUGCAAGGAGGCGAGAUCGGAGUUGCUUCUACACUGGACGUUGGUAGUACGUUCGCCUUCUUUGUCAAAACACACCAUACCGAUGCACCCGCUUCCACCAAGGGUUUGCCCAUCCAGCUCAAACAGAAAAUCAAGAAAUCAUCUGCCGACAUCAACAUUCUCGUCGUCGAAGAUAAUGCGGUAAACCAAAAAGUGCUCCGCAAACAACUCACCAACCACGCUUACACCGUCGCCGUCGCCGACAACGGCGUCGAUUGCCUCGACUACCUACGUACCACAAAACACUGGCGCGGCAACCCUUCCUCCGCCCCCGCCCUCUCCGUGAUCCUCAUGGAUAUCGAAAUGCCGAAGAUGAACGGACUAGAAGCGACGAAGAUGAUAAGACAAUAUGAGAAAGAGGGGAAACUGAUGGGUCAUAUUCCUAUCAUUGCGGUGUCGGCGAACGCGAGACAGGAACAGACGAGUAUGGCAUUGGAGGCGGGGAUGGACGAUAGUAUUGCGAAACCUUUUAGAAUCCCGGACUUGGUGCCGAAAAUUGAGAGGUUGGCUGGUUGGAUGUGAUUACAAGAGGGAGUGCGGCAUGUCAGAUGUAACUGUCACGGAUGGGGAUGGAGUUGGUAGAGGAUAGAAGGGUUUCCGAAUCUUUUGCAUUAGUGGUUGGAGAGGACGGAUUAUGCUAGGGUGGCAUUUUUGUUUCUUUUUUGCAAUGUUCAUAAUUGUAUACGGCGUUGAUUUGCAUGGUUGGUAUGGGACAGGUGGUUGGGCACUUUUGUCAUUUUGUAUCUUUCUGUAGACGUUUAGAUGCAUCAAUAGUGUAUCAAACACGCGACAUAAGAAUAAGAUCUUUCUUGUACCCCUCCC
Messenger RNA from Aureobasidium pullulans EXF-150, 3977 nucleotides. RefSeq lists its product as uncharacterized. The record is from RefSeq and is a predicted model, not a curated record. The transcript has 2 exons. Bases 279 to 3677 code for a protein of 1132 amino acids. Gene Ontology annotation, molecular function: protein binding; phosphorelay sensor kinase activity. Gene Ontology annotation, biological process: phosphorylation; phosphorelay signal transduction system. Lineage: Eukaryota; Fungi; Ascomycota; Dothideomycetes; Dothideales; Saccotheciaceae.